This is a messenger RNA of Leptidea sinapis, 1805 nucleotides long. RefSeq names its product juvenile hormone esterase-like. The coding region runs from base 72 to 1760 and encodes 562 amino acids. The record is from RefSeq and is a predicted model, not a curated record. Lineage: Eukaryota; Metazoa; Arthropoda; Insecta; Lepidoptera; Pieridae. The transcript has 4 exons.
UUCAUAUAAUUGUAAGAUCUUCUAUAAAUAUCACUCAUUCUGCUCUCGUUCGUUUGUUCGUCAACAGGAAAAUGGUGAGUGCAAAUGUUUUUGUCUGGCUUGUAUUAUGUUUAGCCACUGCAACGAUAAGUCAUCGUUCCAAGGACAAACAUCAAAAGCCUUUGGUUACUUUAAAAGAAGGUAAAGUGAGAGGAACUGUUCAAAGGAUAUAUGAUGGAUCAUCAUAUUACAGUUUUAAAGGAAUACCAUAUGCAGAGGCUCCAGUUGGAAAACAUAGAUUUGAGGCUCCACUACCUCCAAAAUCUUGGCAAGGCAUUCGCGACGCGUCUGAACAUGGACCAGUUUGUACUCAAUAUGACUUCACCGUCGCACAAUACAUGGAAGGCAGUGAACAGUGCCUAUUUGUUAACGUUUACACAAAGUCUCUCAACCCUGAAUCCAAAAUACCAGUGAUGGUUUUCAUUCACGGUGGCUCCUAUAUGUCUGGUUCGGGUAACUCGGAAACUUUCUCACCUGAUUUACUUCUAGAGCAUAAUGUGAUACUAGUCACCAUUAAUUACAGAUUAGAGUUACUCGGUUUCCUUUCAUUAGAUACACCUGAAGUUCCAGGUAAUGGAGGAAUGAAAGAUACGGUAAUGGCUCUUCGCUGGGUUAAGGAGAAUAUUCGUAAAUUCGGUGGUGAUCCAGACAACAUUACAGUGUUUGGGGAAAGUUCAGGUGCUUCAUCAGUUACUUAUUUAAUGCUUUCACCAAUGGCUAAAGGACUUUUUAAUAAGGUUAUCGCUCAAAGUGGAGUUUGUAUAGAAGAAUGGGCUAUAGCAAGAAAUUUAAAGGAGAGAGCUUUCAGGGCGGGAAAAGUCUUAGGCAGAGACACAAAUGAUGUCACAGACCUUUUGGGAUUCCUAAGAGGUUUACCAGCCCUCAAUCUGACGAAUCUAACUGAAAAAACAAUGACUGAAGAUGAGAAAUAUAGAGGACUUCCCGAACAGUUUAUACCUGUAGUGGAAAAGAGAUUCAACAAUGUAGAGCCAUUUAUUACUGAAGAUCCACUGCAAACACUUGCUAAAGGUGAUGUUAAUAAAGUUAGUCUAAUGCUUGGCUAUAAUUCUGGUGAAGGUAUAUCGAUAAUAUCCGAAGAAAUAAAAAUAUUAGAUGUAAAAAAUAAUAAUCCAUCAUAUUUUGUACCGAGGGAGAUAGCUGAAGUAGUUUCAAAAGAAAAGAUGAGAGAACUGGGAGAGAAGAUACAAAGAUUUUAUGCAGGCAGUAGGAAUAUCAGUAAAGAAAAUCCGGAUAUUAUACGUGAUUUACUAACUGAUGUGUAUUUUGCUUACAAUACUCAUAGAUUUGCGCAUCUCUAUGCCAAAUUAAAUAUCCCUGUCUAUAUGUAUAGAUUUAAUUAUGACACUGAUUUAAAUGUGAUCAAGAAAUAUUCAUCGUACAAAGGGUUGGAUGGCGUCAGCCACGCAGAUGAUCUAUUCUAUCUGUUUUAUAAUAAUCUUAACAAAGCAGAUUAUGACAGCCAGCCAAAGCUAAGGGAUAUUGCGUAUGAAGUUACUAAAAUGUGGACGGAUUUUGCGAAAUUCGGAAACCCAACUCCAGAUGGCAGUCUCAGCGUGAAAUGGCCAGUAUACACGAAAAAAGGUAAAGAGUAUUUUAAUAUACAAGAGGAGUACUCCGUGGGACAUUACGCGGACAAGGAACGAAUGGAAUUCUGGAACCAGAUAUAUCGAGAGGCUGGCUUGCCCCAUAUUGACCAUUAGGAGAUAUAUUUUAUACUUGUGUCAAAUAAAUAAGUUUUUAAGCCA